Molecule: messenger RNA, 2242 nt
Organism: Anarrhichthys ocellatus (wolf-eel)
Lineage: Eukaryota; Metazoa; Chordata; Actinopteri; Perciformes; Anarhichadidae
Product: nucleolar transcription factor 1-B-like
Exons: 18
Source: RefSeq, a predicted model, not a curated record
GUUUCCUCCGAGGUUCGUAAGUACAGAACGAUGACAGAGCUCAUCGUAGAUGCCCUGGAGUUCGUAAAGAAUCCGUACAAAGGAAAGAAACUGAAGACUCAUCCAGAUUUCCCCAAAAAACCUCUGACUCCGUACUUCCGCUUCUUCAUGGAGAAACGAGCCAAAUAUGCCAAAAUCCACCCGGAGAUGAGCAACCUGGACCUGACCAAGAUCCUGUCCAAGAAGUACAAGGAGCUGCCCGACAAGAAGAGGCAAAAGUACAUCACAGAGUUUCAACGGGAGAAAGAAGAGUUUGAGAAGAACAUGGCUCGAUUCAAAGAGGAACAUCCAGAGCUGAUUGAAGAUAGGAAGAAGUCCGACCUGCCGGAGAAACCUAAAACUCCUCAACAGCUGUGGUACAACCACGAGAAGAAGACCUACAUGAAGCUGCAUCCGGAGGUCAGUCAGAAGGAGCUGAAGGAAGCUCUGAGGAGACAAUGGUCCCAACUGUCUGACAAGAGGAGACUCAAGUGGAUCAGCAAAGCCCUGGAGCUCCAGAAAGACUAUGAGGGCAAAAUGAGAGCAUAUCAUGAAGCUCAUCCAGAUGUGACCUCUGAUGAUCACGUUCGGUCCGUCCUCACGAAAGCAGAGAGACAGCUGAAGGACAAAUUUGAUGGACGGCCAACAAAACCACCACCUAACGGGUACUCUCUGUACUGUGCCGAGCUGAUGGUGAACAUGAAGGACGUCCCCAGCACAGAGCGCAUGGUGCUCUGUAGCAAACAGUGGAAGAUGAUGACGCAGAAGGAGAAGGACAUGUUUCAGAAACGCUGCGAGCAGAGGAAGAAGCAGUACGACGUGGACCUGCAGAGGUUUCUGGAGAGUCUUCCGGACGAGGAGCGAGAUCGAGUCAUGGGCGAGGAAAAACUAGGAGGAGCCAGAGGGGGCGUGGCUGCCAGCCCACACAGAGCCAAGUCUCCGGCCAAGAAACUCGGCCCUCAGGUGGUGUCUGUCCUUUCAUCCCAGGAGCGGGGGGGUCGGGAGGCGGAAUCGGAGACGUGGAAACCUGCCGGACAAACGAAAGACAGACGGGACGGGAAGAAGAUGGCGAAGCUUCCUGAGACGCCGAAAACAGCCGAAGAGAUGUGGCAGCACAGUGUGAUGGGAGACUACCUGGCUAAAUACAGAAGCGACCGCAGGAAGGCUCAGGCUGCGAUCGAGGCGGCCUGGAAGUCGAUGGAGAAGAAGGAGAAGAUUCCUUGGAUCAAGAAGGCGGCGGAGGACCAGAAGCGUUACGAGGUUCAGUACCAACCUGUGAGGGAGCUGUUGGACACGAGGACUCCAGCAGCAGCUCAGAGGAAACCCAAGUUUGAUGGAGAACCAAAGAAACCCCCAGUGAGCGGGUACCAGAUGUUCUCCCAGGAGCUGCUGACCAACGGAGAGCUGAACCACUUCAGCCUGAAGGAGCGGAUGGUGGAGAUCGGGAAGAGAUGGCACAAACUGACCCAGAGUCAGAAGGACAAGUACAAGAAGAUGGUGGAGGAGCAGCAGGGAGAGUACAAGGCCGAGCUGGAGGACUGGGUGGAGUCUCUGUCUCCUCAGGACCGAGCCGUCUACAAAGAGUUCUCCUCGUCAAAGCGUCGCAGCACUGCUAAAGUUCGCAACAGUCCAGGAGCUAAAGUCCGUGUGACGGCUAAGGGGAAGGCUGCCAGUUCAAGAGCCACGACGCAAACAGUUGGGGUCGCCAAGAGGGCCAUGGCGUACCGAGCCAAGCAGGACAUGUCCGACUCGACGGGGAAGAGCGACUCCUCUGACUCUGAUGAAGACGACGAGACGUCAGGAAGCACAGACAGCGACGAUGAUGAGAACGAUGACGAUGAAGAUCAGAGCUCCUCUGAGGACUCCAGUGACUCGGACUCAGAUUAGGUCUGCCCCCCCUUCCCCUCAUUGGAGAGGACAGGCUGUGCAGGCCACGCCUCCUCACAUGCCAAUCAUCCGGGCAGACCAAUGAGAACGGUUGACAUCACGCGCUGGCCCCGCCCUCUGAAGGGCGUGGUCUGAUCGAGUGUUUUGUUACCCGUGUUUGUUGGUUUUUAUCUGAUGGACAUUUCCGUCGGGAGGAGUUCGUUUUUAUGUUUUUUUUGGAGCGGGGGCGGAGCCUAUUGGUUACCGGUUUGUUACGCUGAGGGGCGGAGCCAGUGUUCAGCCUCCAAUCAGCUGCCUGCCUGAGAAAAUUAUUAACAAAUAAAUGCACUUUUUCUCA